GAGAGAUGCGUGAUCUCGUCAUAUAUUCAGUGCGUUCUCUCGAUACCGCUGGAGACCUCACGAGUAGCGGUGCUACUUACAGACCGCCCACCUACACCACAUUUGUGUCUUUGACUUUUUCCUUUGAGCACGCAGACGUGAGAUGUUCGCAGGAUAAGGAUGAAUUCGUUGGCAGUAUCGGCGUUAAAACAGCUGCUUCCGUUCUCAGCUCUGGAUGCAGCAGAUGAUUGUGUUGUAGCACCGACUGCUGUAAGAAACUGUGAUGUUUCUUUCCCGUAAGUGCUCUUAUUAGCAGUUUUGAUCUGUGAUUGAAGAUGCCGAGGUUCCAGCAUUUAAACAGCACUAGUAUACCAAAUCACAAUUAUGAAUGGAGUUACGAAUACUACGACGACGAAGAACCCGUGUCUUUUGAGGGACUCAAAGCACAUCGAUAUUCCAUUGUGAUCGGCUUUUGGGUGGGUCUUGCAGUUUUUGUCAUUUUUAUGUUUUUUGUUCUGACUCUUCUGACCAAAACAGGAGCGCCACACCCAGAGGCCGCAGAGCCUUAUGAGAAACGAAUGCGUCUCACAAGCUGCGCUGAGGGUCUGGGCCGCCAACGUGAGGCAGACACCCGAACGAGUCUCUCUCGCCCAUUGCUGGAAGAGUCCCGGUCUUUUUUUCACUGUUACAUAAACGAAGAAGAGCGAGAAGGAGGCAGGGCCACUGUUGGUGCCGCCCAUGGACGUACAGGCAGUGGCGACUCUAGAGACCAGGUGGAAACGGUCGGCCUAGUCGUGCAAAGCAUGGUCAUGGACACCAGGGCGGAACGAGAGGCAGCGCUCUUGGCGCAUUUUAACAUCCCCAACUUCGUGAACUCAGAACUGAACUCUGCGUUGGGGGAUGAAGAUUUACUACUGGGCGAUCCACCAAUCAUAAUGGAGGAGGCCCGUCCACGCUGUACCCAUCAUAUCAUUGACUAAACCACCAGUUUAAAGAUGGCCUUUUUCACUCAUUAUGGCUCCAUUAUUGUCUUCAACUCAGCCUGUGAUCUCUAAAAGUGAAGAGUGAUGGUGUUUUGUUUCAAAAGCUCUGCUUUUGCAGCGCACGCUUUAAGGCUGAGCUAUUUUCUGACAUCUGGGGUCUACAGUGACUCAUGAUGUCAGUCUGCAAGAUAAAAAAAGGUGAGAAUGCACGUAUGGGAUUUGGCGAAUGUGUUCUUGACAGUGUGUCUAAAAGACUGUUGGGAGAAAAUGAAAAACAAUGAAAUCAAGGACAAGGAUGUUGUUUCCGGUUGUCGGAAGACAUUCCAGUAAAUCGCAAUGCCUUAUUAGUUCAUACUUCAUUUCAACUAUCAGCAUGAUUAAAAAAAUCUCUUGAUGUGCAUUAGGAAGAUGCUUUAUGCAGCACUGUACUCGUGCAGCCUAAUGGCAAAAUUGCAGCAAACUGCCUGGUUCUCUGACCUUGUUAUGUGAGCAAAUGCCUGAGUAGAAAAUAGCUUGCUGUCUGCACCUGUCAACUGAAUCAGUGGCUUUCUGCAGAAUAUCUGCAAUAUACUUGCAUACUAACUCUCUGUAAUUGUCUGAAUACAGCUGUCUGAGCUGCCGGAGCAAUUCAGUUCUGUCUCCCAUUUUAUUGAACACCUACAUGCCAAUAAAAUUUAGUGCAAAUCUUCCCCUGGAGAAACUUUCACAUAAAUCCACACCUGAAAGAAAGCUCACAUUAUACAGCUUGUGUUAUUACUUUUUGACACGGCCUUUCAGCUGACAGAUUAUAAAAUAGGAGAAAAAUCAAAUAGACGUACUUUGAGGGACCAAUAUAGAGAACAGAAUGUCUUUUAACGUGGAUUAGAAAGUUGCUACUUAUCAACCACUCAGAAAACCUUAGCGACCACUUAGCAAUGUCCUGGCAACAACUGAGAACACUCAGGUGACGAGAAAGCACCACUUAUUUCUUCAGAAGUAAAAAAACCCAAAACAAUAAUAAUAAUAAUUUAAAAAAAGUGUUUAAAAUACUGUUGUAGUUUAUAGUACAGAAUUAUGAGAUUGUGUACAAGGUUUUAACCUUUUUAAAAUUCAGGCCGAUUAUUACUAUUAUUACAGUACAUGUCAUUAUUAUCUAUCAACAAAAUAAAAAUGAGCACUGAUGAAAACUUUGCCUGAGGAAAAAUUAAAAAUGAAAUGACUCAUGAUUUACAGAGUGACAUUAUUUCACCUUCAAACUUGCAGAAAAAUUAUUAAUAAUUUAGACAGGUGACAGCUAAGGACAGCUUUGAACCGACAUCAGAAGUUACACUACCUGAAGAUUGGCAGGUUUUCAGUACAGCAUUUAUUCUGAAUCAUUAAUAGAAUUUAUUUUUUCUGGUUAUGCAAAUUUCAUUUUUGAAAGGCAGUGAUUUUGCUUUUAUCAGGUAAAUUUGCCACAUAAAUUCUUUAUACCCCACAGCUUCUUCUCAAAUGUAUACUGUGUGCCCAAUUAAAUUAUAUUUUGUCAGGA
Onychostoma macrolepis is the source of this 2472-nucleotide messenger RNA. RefSeq names its product melanocortin 2 receptor accessory protein 2a (gene mrap2a). Gene Ontology annotation, molecular function: type 3 melanocortin receptor binding; signaling receptor regulator activity; type 1 melanocortin receptor binding. Gene Ontology annotation, biological process: regulation of adenylate cyclase-activating G protein-coupled receptor signaling pathway; protein localization to plasma membrane. Gene Ontology annotation, cellular component: plasma membrane; endoplasmic reticulum. The transcript has 3 exons. The coding region runs from base 315 to 959 and encodes 214 amino acids. The record is from RefSeq and is a predicted model, not a curated record. NCBI's taxonomy places the organism in Eukaryota, Metazoa, Chordata, Actinopteri, Cypriniformes, Cyprinidae.